GGCGGUCGGUGGCGGCCGCUACGGUGCUGACAAGAUGGCGGCUGGCGGGGCUGUUGUUGCGGCGCCCGAGUGCCGGCUUCUGCCCUACGCGCUGCACAAGUGGAGCUCCUUCUCCUCCACCUACCUUCCCGACCCUUAAACUAUAUUUGCUGGUGGAAAGAUUGAUGGCUCCCUUGUCUAAAAGUUGAGCAAGGAUGUUGGUUAUUCACCUAUAAUAAUCUUGACUUCAAAGUCAUCUAUCUCACUGAAUUGCUCACUUCUCUAUAAUUUGAAGGAACAUUUUAGUGGAUAAACCAAAUGACCAGUCUUCCAGAUGGUCUUCAGAGAGCAACUAUCCUCCCCAGUACUUGAUUCUGAAGCUUGAAAGGCCUGCUAUAGUUCAGAAUAUUACAUUUGGAAAGUAUGAGAAAACCCAUGUCUGCAAUUUGAAGAAAUUCAAAGUCUUUGGUGGAAUGAAUGAAGAAAAUAUGACAGAACUGUUGUCUAGUGGCUUGAAGAAUGAUUAUAACAAAGAGACAUUUACCUUGAAACAUAAAAUUGAUGAACAGAUGUUCCCUUGUCGGUUCAUUAAAAUUGUUCCACUUCUUUCCUGGGGGCCCAGCUUUAAUUUUAGCAUCUGGUAUGUUGAGCUUAGUGGCAUUGAUGACCCCGAUAUAGUGCAGCCCUGUCUGAACUGGUACAGCAAGUACCGCGAACAAGAAGCCAUUCGCCUUUGCCUAAAACACUUCAGACAACACAACUAUACAGAGGCUUUUGAAUCCCUGCAAAAGAAAACCAAGAUUGCACUGGAACAUCCAAUGUUGACAGAUAUGCACGACAAAUUGGUCUUGAAGGGUGACUUUGAUGCUUGCGAAGAGUUGAUUGAAAAAGCUGUAAAUGAUGGCCUAUUUAAUCAGUAUAUCAGUCAGCAGGAAUAUAAGCCCCGGUGGAGUCAGAUCAUUCCUAAGAGCACCAAAGGUGAUGGAGAAGAUAACCGACCAGGAAUGAGAGGGGGCCAUCAGAUGGUUAUCGAUGUUCAGACAGAGACUGUUUAUUUGUUUGGUGGCUGGGAUGGAACACAAGAUCUUGCUGACUUCUGGGCAUACAGUGUGAAGGAGAACCAGUGGACAUGUAUCUCUAGAGACACUGAGAAAGAGAAUGGUCCCAGUGCCAGGUCGUGUCAUAAAAUGUGCAUUGACAUUCAACGGAGGCAAAUCUACACGUUGGGCCGUUACUUGGAUUCCUCUGUGAGGAACAGCAAGUCUCUGAAAAGUGACUUCUACCGUUAUGACAUUGACACCAAUACCUGGAUGUUGCUAAGUGAAGACACUGCUGCUGAUGGUGGACCAAAACUGGUGUUUGACCAUCAGAUGUGCAUGGACUCAGAAAAACAUAUGAUCUACACCUUCGGUGGUAGAAUUUUGACAUGUAAUGGCAGCGUAGAUGACAGCAGAGCUAGUGAACCACAAUUCAGUGGUUUGUUUGCGUUCAACUGCCAGUGUCAAACCUGGAAACUUCUUCGGGAAGACUCCUGUAACGCUGGCCCUGAGGACAUCCAGUCUCGAAUUGGACAUUGCAUGCUGUUCCAUUCAAAAAAUCGUUGCCUAUAUGUCUUUGGUGGCCAGCGAUCUAAGACCUAUUUGAAUGAUUUCUUUAGUUAUGAUGUGGACUCUGAUCAUGUAGACAUAAUUUCAGACGGCACCAAGAAAGACUCUGGAAUGGUACCAAUGACAGGAUUCACACAGAGAGCAACUAUUGAUCCAGAACUGAAUGAAAUACAUGUCUUAUCCGGACUUAGCAAAGACAAAGAAAAAAGGGAAGAGAAUGUCAGAAAUUCAUUCUGGAUUUAUGACAUUGUGAGGAAUAGCUGGUCUUGUGUCUAUAAGAAUGAUCAGGCUGCAAAAGAUAAUCUGAGCAAAAGUCUUCAGGAAGAAGAACCAUGUCCAAGGUUUGCCCAUCAGCUCGUUUAUGACGAAUUACACAAGGUUCAUUAUUUAUUUGGUGGAAAUCCAGGAAAAUCUUGUUCUCCAAAGAUGAGACUAGAUGACUUCUGGUCACUGAAGUUGUGUAGACCUUCAAAAGACUACUUACUGAGGCAUUGCAAGUACCUCAUAAGAAAACACAGGUUUGAAGAAAAGGCCCAAAUGGAUCCUCUUAGUGCUCUGAAGUAUUUACAGAAUGAUCUUUAUGUAACUGUGGAUCAUUCGGACCCGGAAGAGACAAAAGAGUUUCAACUCCUAGCCUCAGCUCUGUUCAAAUCUGGCUCAGACUUCACAGCUCUAGGCUUUUCAGAUGUGGAUCACACCUAUGCUCAGAGAACUCAGCUCUUUGACACCUUAGUAAAUUUCUUUCCUGACAGCAUGACUCCUCCUAAAGGCAAUCUAGUAGACCUCAUCACACUGUAACCUGGGGAGUCAGUGGAGGACGCGUUAGGCUUAGAAGUGGAGACAGGAGUCGGAGUUUGCUGUUGGCGUGGGCAGAGGUGACGUCGCAGUGACUGAGGACUGCAUCAGUUUGGAAGGAUCCUUAUUAUCACAAGUUUUAACCCUCUCCUUCGUACCUGACCUCAGUCCCUUUUUCCUCAUACUCCUGCAUUAGGCUAAUAAAGUGAAAUUGCUAUACUUCCCAUUUAAUUAUGUAUAUUUUCUUUAGCUUUGAAGAAUUAACAAAUAUUAAUAAAAAUUAGGCUUGUCCCUUUUUUGCUUUCCAAUUUUUUUAAAGUUUCUUUUUAGUUAGGAAAACAGCACUCACUGUUAGUAGACUCAGUGCUGAGGGAAUUUGGGGUUUUGCUGUUGGGUUGUUUGGCCUUUGUUUCCCUUUUACUUUCCUUCCUCACAGCUGUUGUGAGCGAUGUCACUAGUUAACUUCCUCAUUCUUAACAGCUGUGUACUUCAGUUGGUGUAGGUUAAGCUGAUGUAACUGUUGACUUCUCUUGUACUAUACUAAACAACAGAGAGGCUAGAGGACUUCAGUUUAUACUUUUUGCCAUACAACCAAAAAGCAAAACUUGAUUGACCCAGACACCUGAUCAGAAAUUGGUAUUUCUAUAUUGAUAUUUUAUAGUAGACAUUACAGUAGCCCUUGGCUUCAAAUCACAAAGACCUGAAACCAAGGCUAUCAUCCAGAAACUUUCAGAGAUCUGCUAUAGAUGACCAGCAGGAGAGGUGCUGUCCUGCACACUCUUUCGUUGGUGUGUUUGUAGAGAUUUGGGAAAGAAAUGACUCUCCUCUGACGAGUUAUGCAGACCCAGCGCUCUUGUUCUCCUCUGAGUUAUUUUUAUGUCACAGUUUUAUCUGGGAAAAUGGGUUCCAGAGCUGCGCUUUCAUUUUUUUUCUGACGUUUCCCUGUUGUUGUCAAGAGUAGUGGUGUGCGGUUGUCCUGUGGCCUACAGCCCACAAGCGUUCAGUGAGCAUGAGGACUGGGCUCUUUUAAACGGACAGAAGGAAAAAAAAUAAUACUAAGAGUUUUUCAACAAAUUGCCCUUUUCAUUGUGCCAUUUUUGUGUAUGCAAGAACAGAGGAGCAUACCUUCCUAUUAAGUGUUGUGGAAUGUAGCAUGAGAAACCUACAUCUGGCUAGUUGGUGUUCACAGUUGCUCAAAAAGGGUGUCAUUUGUAGCUGGUAACCCACCAUGUUGAAAGCAGAAUUUAUAUCCACAUGCCAGCGAGUAAGAGUGAGUGACUAUGAAAUUGACCUGUACUUUCAGAAAGUGUCAUGUAUAGGAAUGAGAGCUGAUAAGUUUUUUCCCUCUGUCUUUACUUCAUGGUUUUGCUUCUGAGGAUGAAUGAGAAUAUAUUUUUGUCGGUUGAGAUGAACAAGAAUAUAUUUCUUCCAGUUGUAGGAUUGAAUCAUGGCUUUUUAACUUUACAAGCAUUCCAAAGCAAUCAGUAGUAAUUUAUUAAACAUGUAGGUACUUAUAUUGUGAAAAAUAUGAUGUAUAGUUUAGCAGGUACCAAAUUGUAUAAAUACUGAAUAAUCAGUUAACUGUACAUUUGAGUAAAUCUUUUCUAUUCAAAGACUUGCAAUCCUAAAGUGAUUCUUCUGACUAGCAGCCAGGAACAUAAAGUGUAUAUCACUAAUUUUGUCUAAGACAGAUGCAAAUCAGUAGUUGACAAAACGAACUUGAACUGGAAACUGCCAAAAUAGAAGAGCCGUGGCUGAGCACUGUGAACUCUGGCACUUUGACAGUACAACCAAAUGGAAUUCUGCUGCUUACCACCUCUGUGUAGACGUGCUUCCCCUGCCACCCCUAAGUUUGUCCAUCAAUUCCUCAGAGUCUAUUUUUUUGCAUGAAAUUCAUUUCUUGACCUCAAUGAUUCUUUUUUCGCUCUUAACUGCUUUUCUUUCCCUGUUUUUAUAAUGCCUACUUUAAUUUCAUCUUUUCUCAUUUCUAUUUAGUUUGGAAUUUUUCAUUUUUCACUACCAUAUUUAAAUGGUUGAAUCAUAAGAAACCACUUAGUUGCCUGAGUGAGAUGCUUUCACUAACUGGGGAGGUAACUGACAGUCAGUUAGAAUCUGUGCCUUGAGGAUUUAGUGGGGGCACUGCCAGGGAUAACUUCAGAAAGCAUAGGGCUUUAUAUGUCCAGGACCAAGACCGACAUGUCGCUCACAUUUCACAUUAGAACCCAGAUUUAGAACUUGUAUAUAUAUUUAUUUAGUAAAGAGUAACAGCAUAAUAUUAUAAUUUAAACAAUAAAAUUAGUAUUUAAGUAACCAAAUACGUAUACUUUACUACUUAAAAUUUCUUUCAUAUUCUAGCUUAGUCCCAAAUUAAAACACUUAGCUUUAGAUACAUUAGUUAGUGGGAAACUGUUUCCUUGACUUAAUCCCCAGUUUCAGCCUCACCUCCAUCUUCAUUUUUCAUAAGACUUUCAAUGAGAAAUAAGCUGUAGAUAUCUGAUGUUACUUCCACCCUUGUCUUCUGUAAGAAUUUGAAUUACAACUCACUUCACAAGUGCAUUUGCAUUUUAUUGGUGAAUAGCUCGAGACUUUGCUUGGCCACCAGUUUGUUUGAUUCAAAGUUAUGUUGUGUUUCUACACACACAACGUAAUUCAGAGUUGGAUUUCCACCUCUGUGUUGUUAAAGCUGACAACAAUAUUAACCUUUAUCAAAGUCCUAUUUGGAUAUGAUUUCCAUUUCUACUAAAACUGGCCAUUCUUUGUCUAGGAGUAAGCAAAUGAAAGCAGCGGAAAGUUAAGUCCCUGGCUUGUUAUAGAAGAGUAUGUUAGGUUUACGGCCCAGUGCUUGCUUUGUCUAUAAAACUAGAUUGAGUGAAAUGUGUAGUCUGUGUGUGAGUGUGAGCAGUUGUCAUCCCACUGGCUCUCUCCACAUCUGCCUUAAAAAGUUACAUAGAAAUAAAUACAUAGUAACAGUUUCAUGAGACAAAAUAGGCUUAAAAAUCUGGACAGGUAAAACCUAGCUGAGGAACUUAACCAUUUAGUGGGAGAUAGAGAUUGUUGCUUAAUAAGUCAAAAAAAGAAUGUUCCUUAUUAUUGUUCUCUGAGUUAUAUUGAAUUUCGUGGUAAUUAUGCAUAUAAAGGAGUUUUCUUGUAAUUUUUUUGUUGUUGUUAUUGGAUAAUCGUUUAUUUCUCGAAGGAAGCAGGUGUGAAGUACUUGGCUGACUGAGUACUCUGUGGCGGUUGGGACUUCGGGUUUGAAGUGACUUCUUGGGAAGAAGUCAUGAUAGUCUGCACUUUAGACAAAAGUCACAAAAGCUCUUUAAAAAUGCCCUUUCUAGCACUUGCUUUCUUAAAAACCCUUGCUCAUCCCUUUGCAGAAAUUCUUGCCUGAAUUUUUACCAAGUUUUAGCUAGUCUGUGGUUUAAGAUGUGCAGGCUCUACAAGAAAAAAAUUUUUUUUCUAUAGUUGCUGGAGAUAUGUCAUAGAGGUCUCUAUAAGACAGUAUUUACAGAUUAAGUCAUUGAGCUCUUUAAUGCAGUUUUUGUUUUCUGUAUUAGACUAAUAAUACUAAUUUUUAUAUGUUGCUUUUGAUUGUGUGUUUGGUCUCUGUAAUUUGUCUUACUGUUGAAGUGAUUUGGCUAUCUAAAGCUUCUAGUAUAUGUCAGGUAUAUAUAUAUUAUAUAUAUAAAAUCUUCUCUAUGUAGGUGUGUCAUUUGAAUUUCAGAGUUUUCACAUCUGUUGAAAUUACCUGGAGCUGACUAGUACAAAUGAAUGACAUGAAUAGUUUGCUUGUUUAUGGGGGGGGGGGUUAUUGCAGUCCGUUGAUUUCAUCACCAAAUGCUCUUGUUUUCUUAAUAAAUGCUAUCUCAGAUUUUAUUUUUUAGAUGACUUUUUAACCUUAAAUUCAUUCUGCUCACCAAUUACUGUGAAUUGUGUUUCCAUUUCUUUUUCUUGGCUAAUUUAACUUUAUUCACUACUUCCUAGAUUUUUCUAUGACACUGUUCAGAACUGUUGUAUUGCUUUUAAAAAAAAUCGAAUCAUUGUAAAUCAUACAUGCUCCUGUGUAUGACAAGAAUAACGAGAUUAAAAAUGAAUAUUGGUAAAGAAGUAAUAACAUUUAGAUGUUGCUAUAAAAUGUGUGUGCUAUUUUCAUUUGGGGAUGGCUAUGGCAGCUUUCACUAUGAAAAAUGUCUUAGCUUCUUUUCCUGGUACUGGAAACAGCUGUCAUAGAACUAUUGGCAGAAUACACGUUCUGAAAGAAAGCUGGCCUAUGGCAAUCAGCAUGUCACCUCUGCUGUCACCCUUUCUUUUGGUUGUAUUUUUAGCAAACCUUUUUUCUGUUUCUACCUCCAUCAGUAGCAUUGAUUUUCUGUUGAAGUUGAAAUUUGUGCUAAUAAUUGACUGUUAGCAUUGUGGUGCACACCUUUAAUCCCAGCAUUUGGGAAGCAGAAGCAAGAAGAUAUCUCUGUGAGUUCAAGGCCAGUCUAUCUACCUGGUGAGUUCCAGACCAGCUGGAGCUGCAUGGUGAGACUCCAUCUCAAGGCUUGGGGGCAGGGUUAGUUUCUGAGACAGUUUGAAUAUUAGAAAUGGCUUUUAUUGCCACUAAAUAAUUGAUAUUCCUUGUUUUCUUAAGUAAAAAUAAUAUAGUGAUAUAAAUGUCUCUUCUCAUGAAGAACAUGAAUUUAGGGUAGGUGAGAUACCUCAGCAGGUAGAGUUCAUCCUGCAGGACACACAUGGUGGAAGUAGAGACCUGCUUCCCACGCCUGUUCUCUGACCUCCACGUAUGCACACAUAUACAAAAUGAAUAAGUAAAUGAAACUUUUAAAAAUUAAGAGACUAUGAACUUAGAUUCCACUCUAAGUGGCUAAAUUGCUUUCUCAGUCAUAAAGCCAGUGAUAAUCAUCAGACCAUAACAUCUGUAGUCUUGGUCUAAGGAGUCCUUAGUCAGUAUAGUAAGUUCGACUUUCUAGUACUCAGAAAGAAAUACCUUCCUGGAAAAUUCCUGUUACUAUCUUUUUCGAAAGCCACAGAUGUGAAUUGGAAUCCUGUUCACAACACAGAAAGCAAAGGGUGGUUCUAGUUUCUCUUACAUACUCCAGCUGUGUGUAAAUCCUAUCUGCAGAUUUGCAGUCUUGUUCCCAAACACAGCCGGGCUCGCUUGGAUGCCAUCCGACAGCCAUGGGAUCAACAACAGAAAAGGUGGCAGUGACAGGGUGUUGAGCGGGGAAGGAACCAGUUCUAAGGAUUAUGAAAUCAUGCAUCUUCCUUUUCUCUGCUACACAGGUAGCCCCAGUAAGCUAUUAUAUGUACACGUACUCUAACCUGAGAUGUGUUGACCUCAGGAAGGAAGCUACAAAGGAUAAUGAGCCCAGGUAGUUUGGAUGCUCACCUUAAUAGACCUGGAUGGAGGUGGGUGGUCCUUGGACCUCCCACAGGGCAGAGAAACCUGCUUGCUCUUUGGGCUGAGGAGGA
Messenger RNA from Chionomys nivalis (European snow vole), 7850 nucleotides. It is a transcript of the gene Mkln1, whose product is annotated as muskelin 1. Lineage: Eukaryota; Metazoa; Chordata; Mammalia; Rodentia; Cricetidae. The record is from RefSeq and is a predicted model, not a curated record. Gene Ontology annotation, molecular function: protein binding. The transcript is spliced from 19 exons. Gene Ontology annotation, cellular component: cytoplasm. Bases 453 to 2384 code for a protein of 643 amino acids.